Messenger RNA from Oryza brachyantha (malo sina), 764 nucleotides. Its product is annotated as 40S ribosomal protein S13-2. NCBI's taxonomy places the organism in Eukaryota, Viridiplantae, Streptophyta, Magnoliopsida, Poales, Poaceae. Gene Ontology annotation, molecular function: small ribosomal subunit rRNA binding; structural constituent of ribosome. Gene Ontology annotation, cellular component: nucleolus; cytosolic small ribosomal subunit; ribosome. The transcript has 5 exons. Bases 87 to 542 code for a protein of 151 amino acids. Gene Ontology annotation, biological process: translation. The record is from RefSeq and is a predicted model, not a curated record.
GCCAUACCUCUUCUCUCCCGCGCCGCCACCCGCGCACUACUCCCGCCGCCGCCGCCGUCUCCGUCGCCAAACGCCCGGCUGCCACCAUGGGGCGUAUGCACAGCCGCGGGAAGGGUAUCUCGUCGUCGGCGCUGCCGUACAAGAGGACUCCACCCAGCUGGCUCAAGACCGCCGCCUCCGAUGUGGAGGAGAUGAUCAUGAAGGCCGCGAAGAAGGGUCAGAUGCCGUCGCAGAUCGGCGUGGUGCUCCGUGACCAGCACGGUAUCCCCCUCGUCAAGAGCGUCACUGGCAGCAAGAUCCUCCGCAUCCUCAAGGCCCAUGGGCUUGCGCCGGAGAUACCUGAGGAUCUGUACUUCCUAAUCAAGAAGGCUGUGGCUAUUAGGAAGCAUUUGGAGAGGAACAGGAAGGACAAGGACUCCAAGUUUAGGCUCAUUCUUGUUGAGAGCAGGAUCCACCGCCUCGCUCGCUACUACAAGCGCACCAAGAAGCUCCCACCCACCUGGAAAUAUGAGUCAACCACAGCCAGCACUCUGGUGGCCUAGAGGCUAUAGAGCUCUGCUUCGGGUUUGCUCCUUGCAGCUUCAAGCUUAGCUUGUUCUAGGAAUGGAUUUAUGUAGCGCAUUAUGAGUCUGGAGACUAGCGGGAGCUGCUAAAUUCCCGUUGUCUGGAGAAUGCCAUAAAACCCUUAUGCAUUCGCUAUUCUGAACGCUAAACUUCUAUUAAUGUGCAUCGAGAUUUUGUUUGUUAUAAUUAUUCUGUACUCU